AUGCCAGUCCCUGAAGCAUCUACAGCGCCCAAACGAACUUACGAGGAAGCACUACUCUGUGCAUCUCGCCUUGUAUCUGCGAAACCAGAAACUCGAAAUAAGGCACUGUGGAUUCUGAAUGAAAUGCAGCUUCAACCAUUUGCCUUAGUUGAUUCCAAUAAUGUUAAACUUGCUGCAAUAACACAUAAAGACAAUUUGAUGCAAAUGAUCAAACCUGAUUGUGAUAAUCAAAUGCAGAUCGAGCACCAUCAUCUGAUAAAACACUCGUAUGCUGAAAUGUCUCCAGAAAUCGCCAAUAUGCUCAACACAGACUGGACUGUGUUGAGUUUCAAUCCUUAA
Messenger RNA from Zychaea mexicana, 339 nucleotides. RefSeq lists its product as uncharacterized. Bases 1 to 339 code for a protein of 112 amino acids. The record is from RefSeq and is a predicted model, not a curated record. The transcript has 2 exons. NCBI's taxonomy places the organism in Eukaryota, Fungi, Mucoromycota, Mucoromycetes, Mucorales, Lichtheimiaceae.